GCGAUAAUUCCCUCACGUCACGUGUCACGGAUGCCCUUCCAUUCUGCGAGAGCAAACAUGGCUGCACUCUUGAGAUCAGCCCGGCUGCUCAGAAUUUCGCCUUCUGGUCUGCGUCACAUCACAGGAACCAACAGGACCGGGUCGACUCCUUGUCUGUUCUACAGCGGAACCCCCAGCAGAACCAGGAACGGAGUCUUGUCCAGAUUUAUCGGCCCUGCUUUAAGAAAUGGCCCCAGCAGUGCUGUGUGGACGUCUCCUGUGGGCUGUGGCCGCAGCUAUGCUGUAGCUGCAGAUGAGAGAGAAGAUGCCAGCAGCGCCCUGCUGUCUCAGCAGUUUGACUUGUCUCUGACCAGGUUGGACACGUCUGUGAGGAAGACAGGACGGAUCACCAAGACACUGCUGCUGAGCAUCUUCCAUGACAUUUGCAAGACAGGGUAUCCCAGUGGCAACCUGGCUCUGUUGUUACUGCGCAGCUGUGGCUCACUGCUGCCUGAGGUUCCUUUGGACCAGCGCACGGCGUUGGCCCACCAGGUGUGGGAGAAGCUGCAGGGGUUGGGUGUGAAGUUUGACGUCAGCCACUACAACGCUCUGCUCAAGGUUUACCUGCAGAAUGAGUUCCAGUUCUCGCCCUCCGACUUCCUGGACAAGAUGGGAGAAGCUAAUGUGCAGCCCAACAGGGUCACCUAUCAGAGACUGAUAGCAGCCUAUUGUCAAACUGGAGACAUGGAGGGAGCGAGCACCAUACUGGGCUUCAUGAAGACCAAAGAUCUCCCCAUCACUGAGGCGGUCUUCAACUCUUUAGUGACCGGACAUUCUCGAGCUGGUGACAUCGAGGGAGCUAAGAACAUCCUGUCUGUGAUGCGCACGGCGGGACUUGAACCAAGUCCUGACACUUAUGUGUCCCUCCUCAGCGCCUACGCUGAACAUGGAGACCUGGACAGCCUGAAAACGACCAUGGCUGAAGCUGAGUCGGCCGACUGUGAGUUCACCCACAGAGACAUGGCCCAGGUCAUUCACAGCAUGGUCCGGGCGGGGCACCAGCAGCAUGUCCCUCAUCUGGUUGAGCACUUCAAGUCCAGUCAUGGAAGCUUGCCAGAUACCAUGAACCUGUGUUUGAGCCUCGUCACUCAGGGCCACCACGACACCAGUUUCCACAUCCUGAAGACUUUCUGCACCCAGGCGGACGACACUCUCCGCCGGGACUCCAUCCUCCUGUCGUCCCUCUUCCUCAAACACUGUGUGAACGUGGACCUGCCCCUGACAACGAUCCAGGGCUACUGUCAAGAACUUGGUGACACGGGGAUGCACACUUCUGCGCUGACCUUUGCUCUGUCCUGUGCUCUGGAGGCCAAGAAAACCGAUGUGUCUAUGGAGAUGAUGAAGCUGAUGAAGGAGCAGGACCUACCCAUAAGGCCACACUACUUCUGUCCUCUCCUGGUUCAAACUCUAAAGGACAAGAAUGUAGCAGGGAUGGUGGAGGUGCUGAAGAAGAUGCAGGACCUGGGUCUGUCUCCUGACGCUGACAUGCUGUACACCUUCAUCCUGCCGCUGUUCCCCAACAGAAACGCAGCUCGAAAGGCCCUGAUGGACACGGGCGUCCUUGGAGACUGCAAGGCCAUACUGGCCGUUGACGUCCCCUCCAUGGCCAUGAACAACUUGGCCGAACUCUACGACCUGUUGUCAGACCCCUCCAGCCCCCCAGUGAAUCACAACACUUUUCGUGCCGGUCUCAUCCAGGGCUUCAGAGGGUCUGAUGAUGUGGAGAGCAUGGUAAAGCUGACUGAGCUCAUCUACAGAGACGACCGCUUCACCAGGCCAAACUCCGACCCAGCUGAAACAACAUCGUACUUUUUGUACAAUUUCUUUGAGAGAAUGACUGAGGAGGAGGUGCAUCAGAACAAGGACAAACUGAGGAAGUACCUGAAGAUGCUCCGGGCUCAGAACAUCAACAUUCCCACCAACAUCUACAGAGGCAUCAAAACUCUCCUGGAGAAGUACCAUGUCCCAGAGCUCACCAAGGAUGUGAUGGCUCUGGUGGACCAACAGGAGGCUGCAGCAGCUCUCACUGACCCCAAGGUCCUGGAGCAGAAGUUGGUCCAGCUGAAAGCUGCCAACAAACCAUUUGGAAGAACCCUGUACAGAACCAUCGUGGUUCUGUGUGAGGAGGAGAACCUGCAGCAGGCCCUGCAGCUGAAGCAGCAGCACGAGGACCAGAUGACGGCCGAGAUCUACAGCGUCCUGAUCCGAGCAUGCAGUCGUCACGACGACCACCUGGAGGUGGCGCUGAAGCUGAAGAAAGAGAUUGAUCAGAAGGAUCCGUCUAUGGUUCUGGAAGCCAGUGCUUACCUUUCCCUGGUGAGGGUGCUCUCCAAGGACGGCAGAGUUGAGGGGGCUCUGGACGUCCUGACAGAGAUGAAACAGAAGGAGGUGGUCCUCAAUAAGACCCACUCCUCACUCUUCCACACACUGAACAGUCUGGUCACCAAAGGCGAGGCCCCCGUCAUCCAGCAGCUGCUGGACACCAUCGUGACCCUGGGACUGGCCAAGCCCAGCAGCAGUCUGUGCGCGCCCCUGGUCACCGUCUACCUGAACAGGAAGGACCUGUCCGGGGCUCUGGACAUGGCCAUGCAGUGUCAGGAACGUUACCAAGUCUUUCCACGUGUUCACGACGUCCUGGUCGGUUUGAUAGAAAAUGGAGAAAAAGAACUUCUGCAGAAAGCCAUUGAAUUUGCGACUGAGAGGCGAGGCGAGAUGAAUGCACUCUAUGAUCUGCUCUUUGCAUUUCUGGAUGCAGGUCAAUAUAAGGAGGCGCGGAAGAUUGUUGAGACUCCAGGACUGAGGGCCAAGUCUUCACGACUGCAGUGGUUUGCAGAGAAAUGUAUUGUUAACAACAAGGUGGAGGCGCUGGAGCAGAUGGUGGACAUGACGUCCAAGCUGUUUGAGUGUGACAGAGAUGAGAUGUUCUCCUACCUGCUCCGCUUGUACGGGAAAUCAAACAACUGGGAGAAGGCCGAGGGGGUGUGGCUUAAGAUGCAGGAGGACACGGUGAUUCCCAGGGAGAGGACCCUGCGUCUGCUGGCAGACAUCCUGAAGGCUAAUGGCCAGGAGGUGCCCUUUGAGGUGCCUGAGACGUGGUACGAAGAGAGAUCCACCGCAGAACAUCUGAAGGCAGAACCGACGCGCAGCUCUGUUGAAGAUGAGGCUCAGACCAAGAUGAAACAAGAGUUCUCUGAAGACACGGCCAAGUUCCAGGCUCAUCUGUUGUCCCUGUGUAGGAAGGGCAAGGCCAAAGAGGCCUUUGAGAUCCUGAAACAGAGGAGCGGUGAGACUCUUAGCUCCAGCUGCUACGACCAGCUGAUCUGUGGACUGUUGUCCAAAGGAAAGUAUGAAGACGCCAUGGAGGUGAAGGACAUUGCUUCAUCCCACAUACCUGACUUCAGUCUGACUAACGUAUCCAACUCUCUGCUCAUCGUCACCCUCAGCAAGAAAGACCUGGUCGAAGAUGCUCUUGACUUGCUGAGGUCCAUGGUACAGAUGGACAUGGAGCCCUCGCAGCUGUCCAUCAGUUCACUGGUUCAGGCCCAGGGUCGGCGUGGUGAUCUGGCCGCCAUCCAGGAAGUGGAGUCUCUGAUGGGGAGCAGUGGCAUCAACAUGACGUUCGUCAACAACAAGGCCAUGGCACACACCAAGAAUGGUGACCUGGACUCAGCCGUAGACCUGCUGGAGUCGGUCUGUACCAGUCCAGACUCCAAUCCCAGGUUGUACACUGCUUUCCAAAGGAUCCUGGACGUUGGCGACGACAAGGCUUUAGACAAAUUGAGUGUUCUGACGGAGCGACUGGCCAAUCACUUUUCCUGCUACAGACCAAUCACAGACCUGUUUGUCCUGCUGCUGGACCAGGGCCGAGUGGACGAGGCCACGUUCAUGCUAAAUCGCUGCCCUGCCCUGGCUGAACAGAAGGACUGGAUGUUUUCUAACAUAACCUCGAAGGCCUUGAAUCGUGGAAAGCCAACCACCAUCCUGCACCUGUUGAACCUGAUCCCUGACUUCACAGACGAGGAGAAGGAGAAGUUGUUUACCUACCUGAUGAAAUAUCACGUUCUGGAGAAGGACCUGUCGUCGGCCAAGUCGGUGUUUGAACAGAUGAAGGCGGAGAAGGUCACGGUGAAUGAACUGACGCUCAAACGACUGGCUUCACUGUACACAGAGGCUGGAGAGACCCCGCCAUUUACAGAGCCCCCCAUGAGUUAUAGGUUCUACGCAGAUAAACUGAAGGACAAAAGUUCCAGCAUAGUCGAGUUGACAACGGAGGAAUAAGGACAACCUCCCCCGCCCCCUCCUCCCAUCAGCCCCCACUCUUCACUGUCUCUAUCGUGUCUUUUUUUUUUUUUUUGUAUUAAAGUUAAAGUAUAAAGUUGACCAUGACCUGAAGUGGUUAUUAAACCAUGACGUCACAGAUCGUGAUGAUGUCGACAGUGGACAGAAGAACUGGGACAAAUCAUUGUUCUGCUCAUAAUGCACUGAUUUGUUGUAGUUUGUGAAAAGACGUUUUAAAAUGUGAGUCAUUAAAACCAGCAGAUGGCA
Molecule: messenger RNA, 4584 nt
Organism: Cynoglossus semilaevis (tongue sole)
Lineage: Eukaryota; Metazoa; Chordata; Actinopteri; Pleuronectiformes; Cynoglossidae
Gene: lrpprc
Product: leucine-rich pentatricopeptide repeat containing
Exons: 39
Coding region: 31-4317 (1428 amino acids)
Biological process (GO): regulation of mitochondrial translation
Cellular component (GO): nucleus; mitochondrion
Molecular function (GO): mRNA 3'-UTR binding; protein binding
Source: RefSeq, a predicted model, not a curated record